AUGUCAAUUUUUUUGCUACCUGAGAGUAUUUCUUUGUUCAGCUCGGUUGUGGUGCCGGCUUGCCUGCUAUUUUAUGUGCGUUACGUGGCGCAACUCAUGUCACUCUUCACGACUUCAAGAAAUCAAACUAGCCGUUCCAGUUUUGACCUGAUAUUGACUUCUGAAACGAUUUAUAAUCCGGAGGACUAUGAGGCUCUGCACGAUGCUUUCGACUAUGCACUUUCAUCAAGCGGUGUGAUAUGGGUUGCUGCAAAAGUUUUCUAUUUCGGUGUUGGUGGUGAUAUUCCAACAUUCACAGAUUUUGUGGAGAAGAAGGGUGUGUUCAAGAUUGAAACAAAGCAAUCCAUCAGUGCAGAUAUCCCAAGAGUUAUUUUAGGUUGA
Molecule: messenger RNA, 381 nt
Organism: Ostertagia ostertagi
Lineage: Eukaryota; Metazoa; Nematoda; Chromadorea; Rhabditida; Trichostrongylidae
Source: the annotation of a GenBank genome assembly